UCACGACUGAAAACCCACUGCAACACACCCUCUCUCGUCCUUUUCGCUCCGAUCUCAGAUGGAGCGUCGCCCAAUCGCGCUUCUCAUACUACUCGCUCUACUCCCUUUCUACACAUGGAUCGGCGGUGGCGCCGCCGCUGUCCCUCCGUCCCCAUCGCCGAAAGCCUCCCCCGCGCCUUCCCCCCCGGCGUCGAAUGCGUCCCCCCGUCCUCCCUCCGCCGCUCAAGGCUCCACCCUCGACCCCCGGCAGCUCACGGCGCUCCAGUCCAUGGGAUUCCCCACAGCCACCGACCCCUGCGCCGACCCCUCCCCCCAUGGCAACGCCACCGCCUGCGACGACGAUACCCCCUUCCGCCACCUCGUCUCCCUCCGCCUCGCCAACUGCUCCCCGGACCUCGACAUUCCCACCACCGCCCUCCGCGCCCUCUCGACGCUCCGCUCCCUCGCCUUCCUCCGCUGCCCCAUCCCCGUUCCCAGGCAUCUCCCCGGACCCCUCACCGCCUCCCUCCGUUCCUUCUCUUGCGACGCCUCCCUCCGCCACCUCACCGGCGUCUGGCUCUCCCGCUUUCAGAACCUAACUGACCUCUCCGUCGUCGGCGUCCCCGUCUCCGCCAGCGGCCCAGCUGUCAUCCUCUCCCAGAUGCACCACCUCCGCUCUGCCACCAUCUCCGCCACCAACCUCUCUGGCGUCGUUCCCCACCACUGGAACGCCCUCGGCCUCGUCCACCUCAACCUCUCCUCCAACCUCCUCAAAGGCCGCAUCCCGAGCUCCAUCUCCGUGCUCGGCUUGAUCCAGACCCUCGAUCUCAGCUCCAAUGCCCUCACCGGAUCCCUCCCCGACACCAUCGGCGACCUCGCCGCCCUCAAAAACGCAUCUUUCGCUCGCAAUUCGCUCUCCGGCCCAGUCCCCGACUCGAUAUCGCAGCUUUCAGCACUCGUCCACCUCGAUCUGAGCUCGAAUCAGUUCAACGGAAGCAUCCCAAAGUUCCUAGCCGAGAUGAAAGGGCUAAAGCUCCUAAACUUGGAGAAGAACAACUUCCAGGGAGUGUUCCCCUUCAACGCGUCCUUCCUACGACGGUUUGAGGUCUUCAAGGUGGGCGGCAACAACAACCUCUGCUACAACCACACUCAGCUUUCUUCCAGUCUCAAGCUCGGGAUCGCUCCCUGCGACAAGUACGGGCUGCCAGUGUCGCCACCCGCGGACCGCUCCACUCGGGCGGACUCGUCGGAUUACUCCGACGACAGCAGCGACGAAGGGAGUAGAGACAGAGGGAGCAACGGCGGGAGUCACCACGGGCCGAGUAAGCUGGUGCUUGGGGUGGCCAUUGGGCUGUCCUGCUUUGUUUUCUUGGUCAUCUUCCUUGUUUGCUUCUCCAAGGUUUGUAGCUGACGCACCUCGAAAGCGAACUAGUUUGAAUCCAAGAGCAAAAAAAAUUCUUUUUUUUUCCUCUAUUUAUUUCUCAGCAACUCUUCAGUCUCAUCUCAUUCACGAUCACUGUAGCACCAUUCUCCCGAAUAAAAAAGAGAUUUUGUAGGUCGUAGUUUCCCCAGGAUUUGUCGCUGAAGCACCUGAAAUCAAACAAGUCUAUGAGCAAAAAUUCUUUACUACUACUACUACUAUUCAAUCUCAUCUCGCAUAUGAAGAAAUCAUUGUAGAACUAUUCUCCUGAGUCAGCACUGAGCUCAUGUUACCAAGGUGAAACACAAUUCUAUUCUCUCUUUCUCAGCUGUUUCCGGUUUGCGGAUAAAUUAAUACUGGUAGCUGAUGAAAUGUUGGUAAAGUAAUGGUAUGAAUGGAGGUAAUGAGAGGACAGUCCUUUGUUGACUCUUGAUUUUUUGCUUGGAUUUACAGGCAAAAGGUGGCAUCUUUUUAGCUGGACUUGUCCUUCUAAGUUGUUUAUCUUAAAUGACAGUGCCCUUGCCUUCCUGUCAUUUCCAUGCUCGAUGAUGUUUGCUUCUUUACUACACAGGUCACAAUUAGGUGAUAGUGCUAUCAGUAUCUAACCACCUGAAUGAUGGUGCUCUGCCUUCCAAACGAAGGUAUCAUUGAUGAGCGUACAAUGAAGAUGGCUUCUUGUUAUCGAGGGGCUCCAGUGCAGUGUUAUUUGUUGCAGAGAGGACAGAUUCAGAUUCCCGGAAUCUCGUGAGUGAGCUUGGUUGGAUUUGUCCGCUUUGAUCACCUCCGGAUCAGCUUGGUUUUAGGAAUGAAGCUUCUGCACAAUGAGUGGACCCAACUUUUGAGGAAGGAAGACAAAAGGAGAACAAAAGAAAAAGAUGAAUUCAGGAAAAAUUUAUAUACGAAAUCCGACAUUCUGACAAUAUUUCCCCUUUGUUUACACUCUUCUAAUAGCAUGAGAAAAUAUGGAGAGUUGCCCCUCUAUGUGCUUGGAUCAUACUGUAACCAAUAAGAUUGAUCUAUCUAGCACUAAUCGUCUCUUAGGUUAA
This is a messenger RNA of Musa acuminata subsp. malaccensis (wild Malaysian banana), 2445 nucleotides long. The record is from RefSeq and is a predicted model, not a curated record. Lineage: Eukaryota; Viridiplantae; Streptophyta; Magnoliopsida; Zingiberales; Musaceae.